GCAAGCCAAGAUAUUUGUCUUUGCCGAAGUAGGUGGAGGCGGACAUUAUCCGCUCCUCUUCUUCGAAAUCCCUCCAUCGACCGAUGCCUCUUCCCACGGCCUUCGCUUGUUGUGCAUACUCGCCUCCGGCCCUCUCGAUGAUUUGCUCCGAUCCCGGCGGGUGUCUCAGGUCCGUCAAGACCCUCGUCCGCUCCACUGUCGAGAUCCCUCCUCCGUCGCAUCUCCCCCAUCCCAUCGAAUCCCUCCGUCGGGGGAAUUGGGUCAAGCUCAUCUGCGGCGCCAGUUUCGAGGACGCGGCCGAUGUCAGGAAUCUAUCCCUCGUCUACACUCUCGCCGGAGUGGACUGCAUUGAUUGUGCAGCAGAUGAACCAGUGGUUAAUGCCGUUAACGAGGGGAUCGCUGCUGCGAUGUCAAUCUCUAUGGUUAACCGGCCGUGGGUGAUGAUCAGUGUCAACGAUGACAAAGAAGAUCUUCAUUUCCGUAAAGCUGAAUUUGAUCCCGAGGAUUGUCCAUCUGAUUGUCCUAGACCAUGUGAAAAGGUUUGCCCUGCUACUGCAAUAUUGCUACAGAGAGUGUUUGAGGAAGGUGAGCUUGUGCAGAACACAGAAUGGGGUAAACUUCAGGGUGGAGUGAUCACAGAACGCUGCUAUGGGUGUGGACGAUGCUUCCCCAUCUGUCCUUAUGAUAAAAUAAGAGCUAUUACUUAUGUUAGGGAUCCUAGCACUACAACUAAGCUUUUGCAAAGGAGUGACGUGGAUGCAAUAGAGAUACACACUAGUGGAAGGUGCACUGAUUUAUUCAGUGAGCUUUGGAAUAGCUUGGGUGAUUCACUAGAAAAUGUGAAGUUAGUAGCAGUUAGUUUGCCCAAUGUUGGUGAAUCGACUUUGCCUGUGAUGAAUCUGAUAUAUGCAAUAAUGGAGCCUUCUAUUAAAUGCUACAAUCUAUGGCAGUUGGAUGGCCGGCCUAUGAGUGGAGACAUUGGUAGAGGUGCAACAAAAGAGGCGGUAGACUUUGCUGUUCAUUUGGCUGCUGCAAGAAACAAGCCUCAUGGGUUUUAUCAGUUGGCUGGUGGCACUAAUGCUUUCACUAUCAAGAGCUUAAAGAAACAAGGGAUCUUCCAGACGAUGACCAUUGAUGGGAACUCUUUAGAGAAAAGUAAUGAGGAUAAACAAGCUCGUCCUGAACAGGCAGAUAUUGGUGGAAUAGCUUAUGGCGGCUAUGCACGAAAGAUUGUUGGAAAAAUUUUGCACAAAAUGCCCACCCAGCAUGGUCUUCCACGCAUAGAGGACCAUCCAGAGUACCUAAUGGAGGCAGUUAAAGAAGCUCUGACUUUAAUAGGUCCUGUUAAGGGCUAUGCAGAGCUCAAAUUUUGAUGGUAACACUAUGAGAUUGGUUGUGAGAUAAGUAUAAUUUACAGGCAUGACAGAGUAUGCAUGUCAGAACAGUCGUAUGAUGUGGUGUGCAGAUGUUUAUGGUGUUCUUGCUUAUUGGAAGGGUUGAAGGAAAGCUAGUCUUAGUUCCUUCUAACAGUAGUUGUCCAUCAGAUGUCAAACUGUCUCUCUGUUUGUCUGAUCUCACCGGAAUGAUUGUACAUUUCAAAAUUUUUCCCUGCACAAUUGAUUGCAAUAACUAGUGGCAAAUAAUUUGCCUAUUCAUGG
Molecule: messenger RNA, 1658 nt
Organism: Musa acuminata subsp. malaccensis (wild Malaysian banana)
Lineage: Eukaryota; Viridiplantae; Streptophyta; Magnoliopsida; Zingiberales; Musaceae
Biological process (GO): translational termination; translational initiation; ribosomal subunit export from nucleus
Molecular function (GO): iron ion binding; ribosomal small subunit binding; ATP binding
Source: RefSeq, a predicted model, not a curated record